AUAUGUGCGGAACUUUUGAAAAUUGUUUUAAUACAUUUUACCUAUCUGGAUUACAAUUUGAAUGAAGAAAUGGGGAGCAAAGUGAAAAGUAAUGGGUACUCAGUGGUACCCAGAAUGUUGUCACACUGUGCUGAAAAGGGAAGAGAAGCUGAAGAAAUUCGAAAGAGGAUGAUUGAUGAUCUUACCAAUGAAUUACGUCCCACACAAGAAAAUUUAUCUUAUUAUAAAACAAAGAUGAGUGAGUCUAUCAAAAAAUUUGAAAGGAUACACAAUAAAAUAGAGAGAUGGCGAGAAGACUGUAAACAGUAUUCAGUUUUGGAGGAGCUUUUUCACUCACAAGCUGACGAAUUAGCUAAUCUGAAAGAAUUGCAGAGGACAACCAAUAUUUUGCUGCUUAGAGUACAAGCUGAAUCUGCCGAAAUCAUAACUAAAAAUUAUGCUUUAGUGGAAAAAUUAAAAUAUGCGAAGAAGCUUAAUGAAACUGCUAAUGAAGAACGUGCAGUUAGUAGUGAUCAAAUAGUAUUUGUCUCUUCCCAGUUGAUGCCAGUAACAGUAAAACCUCAUGAUGGAGCAAAAUUACCAGGUAAAGUAGGAAAGAAAGCUACAAAAAUAAUGAAUGCAAAAGAAAGAUGUGCAGUCAAAGGAGGAGAAAGCAUGAGCACAGUUUCAAAGGAAAGUCUGAAACAUCUCGCAGAAUUAUUCAAAGAAACAUGCAAGCGAUAUGAAGAUUAUAUACGUAACUUGAUGGAGUUCUGUGAAGAGGCUGAAAUUGAAGAAAUAAAUCAGCAAAAAACCAUUGAAAACUUGAAAACAUUAUUGGAAGCACGAGCUCAUGCUGUUGAACAUCGGAUCUUUUGUAUCACUAAAGAAUUUCGGAAAGUGAAUGAAGAAUUUUAUUGCAACGAAGAAAUUUGGCAGACAGAGAGAGAGAGAUUAAUUGAUUCAGUCAACAAAUUGUGUACUUAUGUCACAAAUGGAAAAGCAUUUUCAGAGGACUGGACCAUCUAUGGAGGGGGAUCCUCAACACAAAGAACACUCAGUGAAGAGAUAGCUGAGGAGCAUAGGGAGCUAGAAAAGAAGCUUAAAGCUUACAAGGACAAGUAUGAAACUCUAGUGGAAGAAAACGAUUGGAGUAAAAGCAAUGCAGAAAGACGCCAAAUUUUAUUAGAGAAAAAACUUGGGAAACUUAGGUCAGAAAUUACGAUGCAGAUGAAGAAUUACAAAGAACUUGACCGUAGACAAAAACUAGAAGUCGAGGGCUUUUUAAAUGAAAUAAAGAUAUUGCAAAAUCACCUGAAAAAUGUUGAGCGUAAAAUUACAAGAGGAUGUGGUAAAGAUUGUUUUGUAACUACAAGUGAGGGUUCAAAAGCAACAGAGACAACAGUGCAUAAUGUUAAAAAGAUUAGAAAGGUCAUAAAUGAUUUACUUUAUAAUUUAUCUGUCAUGCAAUCAGAUCUUUGUUGAUUGUAUUAUUGUUGUUAAGUUUCAUACACUCAAACUGUUAAUUUUAUAUAUGAUUUAAUGGCCAUACAGUUAAAUGUUCAGAUUAACUUUUAAUGCAAACUAAUGAUA
Messenger RNA from Schistocerca nitens (vagrant locust), 1572 nucleotides. Its product is annotated as coiled-coil domain-containing protein 77-like. The coding region runs from base 70 to 1464 and encodes 464 amino acids. Gene Ontology annotation, cellular component: centrosome. The transcript has 9 exons. The record is from RefSeq and is a predicted model, not a curated record. Lineage: Eukaryota; Metazoa; Arthropoda; Insecta; Orthoptera; Acrididae.